This is a messenger RNA of Malaya genurostris, 1032 nucleotides long. RefSeq lists its product as uncharacterized. Bases 1 to 1032 code for a protein of 343 amino acids. Lineage: Eukaryota; Metazoa; Arthropoda; Insecta; Diptera; Culicidae. Gene Ontology annotation, molecular function: nucleic acid binding. The record is from RefSeq and is a predicted model, not a curated record. The transcript has a single exon. Gene Ontology annotation, biological process: DNA integration.
AUGGACAAGGAAGUGGAGAAACUAGUAAAAAGUUGUAAGUCCUGUAUAAUUGUUUCUUCCCUGGAACCUCCAGAACCAUUAAAACGCACCUUGAUGCCGGAAAGAGCAUGGGUUGAUCUGGCAGCAGAUUUUGUAGGUCCGUUGCCAUCUGGGCAUAACUUGUUAGUCAUCGUAGACUAUUUUAGUAGGUUUAUCGAAGUGAUUGUAAUGAAUCUAAUUACCGCGGCAUUAACGGUUCAAGCAUUACACGAAACAUUCUGUCGUUUCGGGAUGCCGGAGACAUUAAAGACUGAUAAUGGAGCCCAAUUUGUUAGCGAAGAGUUAAAUUCGUUCUGCAAACAGUUUGGAAUAGAAUUAAGAAGGACAACACCAUAUUGGCCUCAGGCCAACGGUGAAGUCGAAAGGGUCAACGGAAUGUUAACAAAGUAUCUGAAAAUCAGUCAGGCAGAAGGAACGGAUUGGAAGUGGGAUCUACGCAUGUGUGUUCUCAUGUAUAACUCGUCUCCACACUCAACAACGGGAGUUGCUCCAGCGGUUCUAAUGUUUGGGCGCCUACUUGAAGAUAAAUUACCAGCAUUGCAGUACCUUCCGCAACAGUCAGUGGACGAAGUUCGGGAUCGAGAUCGGAUUCGUAAAUAUGAAGGAGCGCGAUACGCAGAUCAUCGCCGUCAAGCCAAGUUAAGGGCGUUACAGGCUGGGGAUGUGGUGGUGAUUAAAAGGUCACAUAAAGAAAACAAAUUGUCAUCAAAUUUCAGUCCAGAAGAAUGGACGGUCGUUGAACAAAUUGGAUCGGAUGUAAAACUUUGUUCUAAAGUCUCUAACCGUGUGCUGCAUAGAAACAUUGCGCAUUUGAAAUUGAUUCCAGAACCAGACGAGGAGCAUUCUAUUUACUCUUCAAAGGAGCGUUUUAGUCCAGAUAAGGCACAGCCGGAGCAACAGGCGUCUCAACUAGAGACAGACAUAAGUACAACAGGGCGUCCGCGAAGAGAUAGUAAACCGCCGUCACAUUUGAAGGAUUUUUCAGUUGGCUAG